AUGGCCGCCGUCCACAAGAGCAUUGCACCGGCGGUACUCCUCAUCCUGCCGCUGAUGCUGUCUUUCACGGCGUCGGCACGGCACUUGACUCCCACCGCGGAUUACUCGGUGCUGAGGAAGGUGCCUCGUGGACCAGACCCCAUAACGUCUGAUCCGCCGCCGCCGCCAGCCAAGAGUGCACAUUUCUCGAUGCUGAGGAAGGUGCCUCGUGGGCCAGGCCCCAUAACGUCUGACGUGCCCCCGCCGCCGGCCACGAGCGCGCACUUCUCGGUACUGAGGAAGGUGCCCUUUGGACCGGAUCCCUUAGUGUCCUACGCUCCACCGCCGCCGGCUACGAGAGCGCACUUCUCCGUGCUGAGGAAGGUGCCUCGUGGGCCAGACCCUAUAACGUCGGACCCACCACCACCGCCAGCCACCAGCGCACACUUCUCGGUGCUUCAGAAGGUGCCUUUCGGACCGGAUCCCAUAGUAUCUUAUGCUCCACCGCCACCGGCGACGAGCGCCUACUUCUCUGUUCUCCGGAAGGUCCCCCGUGGGCCGGACCCCAUCACGUCCGACUCACCGCCACCACCUCCGAGGGACUUCUCGGUGCUCAGGAAGGUUCCUACCGGACCAAACCCGGAGACAUCCGACUCACCGCCACCACCUCCGAGGGACUUCUCGGUGCUCAGGAAGGUUCCUACCGGACCAAACCCGGAGACGUCCAACUCACCGCCACCACCUCCGAGGGACUUCUCGGUGCUCAGGAAGGUUCCUACCGGACCAAACCCGGAGACGUCCGACUCACCGCCACCACCUCCGAGGGACUUCUCGGUGCUCAGGAAGGUUCCUGCCGGACCAAACCCGGAGACGUCCGACUCACCGCCACCACCUCCAAGGGACUUCUCGGUGCUCAGGAAGGUUCCUACCGGACCAAACCAGGAGACGUCCGACUCACCGCCGCCACCUCCAAGGGAUUUCUCGGUGCUCAGGAAGGUUCCUACCGGACCAAACCCGGCGACAUCCGACUCACCGCCCCCACCUCCGAGGGACUUCUCGGUGCUCAGGAAGGUUCCUACCGGACCAAACCCGGCAACGUCUGACUCACCGCCACCACCUCCGAGAGACUUCUCAAUGCUCAGGAAGGUUCCUACCGGACCAAACCCGGCAACGUCCGACUCAUCACCGCCACCACGGCUGCCAACUGCAGCUUCUCGGGCGUGA
Aegilops tauschii subsp. strangulata is the source of this 1203-nucleotide messenger RNA. The record is from RefSeq and is a predicted model, not a curated record. Lineage: Eukaryota; Viridiplantae; Streptophyta; Magnoliopsida; Poales; Poaceae.